AUUAUUGUGUGUUAAUGUCUGUCCAUAGUAGAGUGAGGGAUGGGUGAUUCCGAGUGUGUAAUAAUACGCUGCGGUUUUUCUAGUGUCUAUAUGGCCUGGCGCCUUUUGCUCUCGGCGCCUCGUUCUUGUUGUCAUGCAAAUGGCGUCCCACGUAACCCUCCGUACCGGCGAAUCUCCACUGUACACAAUGCUAUGCAUUGAUAUCUUUCAACUCUAUAUCAGAGUGUACGUACGGCUAUUGAACAUUGCUAUUUACAGGCGGGUGGAACUUGAAGUAAAUAACGUCAUGACAAUGGAGAAUCCCGCGGGAUAUGACACGCAUUAGCAGACGAUAUACUACCAAAACAUAUUUCCCCACUGUGUUCAAAUAAAAAUCUGGGGUAGCAUACAACCACAAGAUCAGCUAAACUAUAACUGGAGAUUCAUUAACAACAAUGACUGAAGGGAAAGUGUGAAUUUGAGCAAAGUAUACGGUGGAAUAGGAGAAGUGGAAGACACAAUUGUGAUCCGUGGCAUUAAGAAAUCGAUAAUUCUACAUACCAAGUUGUGACAUCGCAGACGGCAAUGGUGAAAGGGAUCAGUUGUUGAGUUGGAGUACAUAGUUUCUAUAUCGGUUCUCGCUACGAUUAAAAUCAUUCUGGAAAGUGGAAUACGCACCUGUAUAGCAAAUUCGUGAUACUAUCAUGAAAUUUGAGGUAUCAUCUACAUACCAUCACAAACCGGAGAGCAUUUAGGAGCGGUUGGGAGUAGGUAAUGAUGUACCCGUUUAACCAUUCUAUUAAAACAACAUUGCUGGGGCAAUCUCAUAUUUCUGAGAUAAACAAAAACAUAUUCUGAGUGAAAUUAUUUUAAUUCGCUUUUGAUAUAUUUUGCAAACAUUGACCUACAUCCUCGACUAUUAAGCCCUUCAUCUCAAUGUCAUUGUGGAAGACAUCGAUUAAUCAAUAGGGGACAUAGUAAAUGCAAAAUUCAAGGGCAGACAGUGGUUGUUCCCUUGUCGACAUGAGAGUCAUCACUUUGGUUUGCCAGUAAUGGCUGUGUUAAAAUGCAAUCAUUUUAUUGAGACAUUACCAUGGACACGACGACUGAAUCAACGACGGAAGUGUGGGGGAGUGGUGAUAACGAAACAAGCACUUUAAUUGAUGAAGGAAACUUUACAACCAUUAAUGUGACGUUAUGGAACGUAACGACCGUAACGGGCAUUUUGUCGAAUGUAUCAAGUACGACGGUGACGCAAUUUGUCACCCUGUCGACAACGGAUGAAGGGUUGAGUACGGCCAAGUUGGAUUCUCCGACUACGAGUGCGAUCGUGCAACCGUCAUCGGAAGCAUACACGGACAGUGAUUUGAGGAUCUUUGCUGGUGUUUUGAUGAUCAUCAUUAUCGCUUUGGCUUUGAUCGGAAACCUUGGAGUCAUCGCUGGUUUACGACAUAAAUGCUUUCACGAUCGAGCACUUUACACCUUCUUAAACAACCUUGCCAUCACAGUCCUGUGUGAUUGCCUCUUCAAUGCUCCUUUCGUCAUAGGAGCGAUGCUCUCUGACGGUAGAGUAUGGCUGGAUUCUACUUUCCUAUGUAACGUUACUUCUUUCAUCGGUAAUUUAAUACAUACCCAGAUUAUCCUAAGUCUGAUGCUACUAGUCUUGGACAGGAUGCUGUCCUUGAAAUACUCAGAUAGUUACAUCAGGAAGACUGUUGGGGUGAGAGCUAACUUGAUAUCUGGAUACGCAUGGGUCCAUUCAAUGGCUUUUACCCUGGCCAUCGUCGUCACGUCCGUAGAAAGUGACUAUUUCGAAGACAGGUAUCUUUGCUCUGUCGAGUACAAAAACAACUUAGCAUACAAUGUUAUCUAUUCAUUAUUAUGCAACAUAGCCCCGUGGGUGACAAUAAUGUGUUGCUAUAUCUAUAUUGUGGCAUUGGCGUCUGAAACAAACGCAAGGGAUAACGUUUUAGCUGAAGCAGGGUAUGGCGAACUAACUGGACCCAUUGGGCAAGCUACAGAACUUAGUCACGCGAAACCAGUAGGUGUUUUGAUAUUUUUGUGGUGUUUGCUAAUAGGGCCAUUUCAUAUCUUAGGAAUGAUCUAUGUGUACUCUGGGGUAACGAUGAUCCCUGGGGUGGUAUGGACAAUCUUCACAUGCUUAAGAUUUAUCUAUGACUUCUUGGUUCCGGUGGUCAUUCUGGUCGCCUGGCCAGAAUCCUGGAAAGAAUGCAAACACUUUAUCGCAUGUCGUCGGGAAAAUGCAAUAACAGAGAAUGGCCUUCGGAACCGUAUCCCAGGAGUUCGUUCUUCCUGGGCCGAAGGAAGUGAUGGAUCCGUCACCGAUAGGUCAACACUUGACAGAUCGACACUCAGCAGAUCGUUUAAUGUUCCUGUGCUGUUUCCAACGUCCAAUGGGCUACAGCUUCAGGUCAGUUCUAGAGGAAGUAAGGAUGGUGGAGACAUUGAGGUGGCAGACUUCGCGUCUGAGGAAAAGUUACGAGGCAGCAGGCGUCCUCCACCUUACCUCCCACCACUCUUUAGCGUCGUACAAAGUAGCGAGGAAGAUAGUUUUAAUACAGACAGUAGCAUGCCUUUAAAAGGAGAAGACAAUGGCCUGUUUGAUCUUAAUGAAUCGGCCGAUAGCAAGACUGCAAUAUCACAAUUUCAGUUGUCUUUGGGGAGGGCGGAAGAUUUUCAUGCUCUGAAGUCUACGACGCCCGGAAGUGACGCGAAGGUGUCACCACGGAACGAACGGGAAUAUGCAGAAGCUCAUAAGGAAUACUCCCCAAGACAUUACCAAAAAUAUUCACAAGGAGAUGGUAAAACCAAUCUUAGUUUUACUAGCCCUGCUCCCCAGCAGGGUGGAAGGCAAAAGAAAAACAGUACUUCCAAAAGAGACCUCCCCUCGAAUGAAAUAAAACCUCCUUCUGAGAAAUCUUCAGAUAGGAAUUUGCAAGGAAGGGCGAGGCGAGUGAGCAAAGGUGAAACUAUUUCAACAAAUACCUCAUCACCGAUCAGGGAGCAAAACCAAAUAACAUCAAAUGGAAAAGAACGAUCUAAGAAACGAACCGUUACUAGCGGAAACAACGCUAAUACUAUCCCUGGCAGAGACGAUGAUGAACUCGAUGGCAACUCAAGAAGUGUAUCAUCAGAGAAAGGCGUUGCCAAUGGGGACAAGGGAGGAGGAGGUGGAGGGGCAAACGGGACCAGUAGUAGCAAAGGAGGGCGGCGCGUCAGUAGUACAGGUAAUGGAGUUGGGCGUGGUCUUAGGAGUAGGGAGGAGUCAGAAAAGAGACAAAGACACUCCAGUGGGAAGAGUAUACAUAGUAAUUCAUCAAGUCCAAGAGAUAAUGGCUCAUCUACUAAGGCACAGGAGAGCACAGGAAGAUCGAAGUGAUGCUGUGGCAUAUAGACAAAGACGAAAUGCAGAUUUGCUAGGUGGAUACGGACCAAAAUACCGCUAGAGAUCAAUGCUAUUAUUAUCCAGUGACACUAUAUCCUUGAAUCACCAAAGAAAAAUCAUCAUUCAGCUAGCAGUGAGCCUGUUAAACGUAUUUAUGAUAAUUAGCCUAAGUUGAGUGAGUCCUUGUAUCUAUAUACCUUCUGUUUUAUCUAAUUAGCACGCUAUUCAUUAUUCUUAGAAGCCAUUUAGCUCUUUGUUUACUAAAAGUACUCUGUCAAAUGCCAAUUCCGAGCAAUGCUUAUUGUUAUUUUAUUAGAGAGUUGUCCAUAUUUACAAUGUAAAAUGUUAUCGGUCAAAUCAAUCCAAAGUGCUCCAUAAAGCACAGGUCUAAUUUCAGUUGUGAUGUCGUAUUUUUCCCAUCGAACAUGUUGGUGAAUCAAUCAAAAUAAUUAGCUUUGGAGACCGGUUACAACAAAGAUUUGUGUUUGAUUGCAACUUCAUGUACAUGUAUAACUCAAUCACAACUCAAAUACGUCCCUCUGAUUUGUUAAAAAACCAAGUUUCAUUUGAUUACGUUUUCUGCAAAGACCCCUGAACAAUUAUCAAAUGUAUAUAGGUAACCUACGAUCAAUUAUGAAGAAUUUAUCAUGUCUUGAAAUGUAUGUUCAUUUACUACUGAAAUUGAACUUUACGUUAUGAAUGAAUAACAUUUUGCAUGGCUUUGUGUGACACGCUCUAAUAUAGUGUAACAUCAUUGAAGAAAAAAAAUGCGACACGGUAUAUACUAGACUUCCACAUGCUCUUUGGAUGAUUGAUUUUCAUAAUUAAUGUCGAUUGAAUGUAUAUAGAAGUUGUAGAUUACUGUCAUCCCUGAAAAAAAUGCACGAUCUGUCUUUGUAAUCACCACUCUACUAGUUUAAUGCAUGUUCGAAGUUUCAGUGUUAACAUGAUCAGAUCAUUACGAAGCUUUAUUCGUUCAAAAUAUUCUUAAAAUCGAUAGAUAACCCAAUAAAAUGUCAAAACUAUUUUUUUUGCACGCGGCCUAUUUAUGUUUAAGGCUUUCUAUUUAGAAGGCUGUUAGUGUUAUGGUCGAAUUGAGUUUACACGGUUUUUAUGAUACGACAAAGUUCUCUUUUAAUUUUCCGAACAUUUUAUAACAUAAUUAUGUACACUUCCAAAGGCAUUAUCGCCGUUUUUUAUACAAAUAUCUUAAUGAUAUCUGUGUUAGAAUAGUAUGAGAAAUUUAUAGUUUACCACUGUCUUUCAUAUUUGAUUUUUUUUACUGUAUAAAUUAAUGUACUCCCGAAACCGCUCAAAUGUCUUUCAUAUUUAUAGUCUUUCAACUGUUUUCCUGAACUGCUUGAUUUCUAUCAUAAUUUCAAACUUACACUGAAAUAUGCAUUUUAUUACAUCGUGUACAGAUAAUAUGUUACCAUCAUGUGUAUUCAAUUUUUAUCAUGAAGCCUUGAAACUUUCUUAUUGACCAGGUGCAAUUGUGCAUAAAAUCGAAGAUAAAGGGUAGAUGAAAACUCUGUAAGCUAAAAAGUAUUGUCAAUCGCAGAUCGUAUCUUCGCCAGUGAAAAAUCUGAAAAAUCCAAUCAAAACUUCUGUUAGAAAGUAAUAAAUAAAGAAGGAAAGAGAGAAAGAAAAAAAGAAAGAAAGAAGGAAGGAAGGAAGGAAAGAAAGAAAGAAAGAAAGUAGAGAAAUAAAAUCAUUUAAGCGCUGGUCAUGCUGGAAUAGUUUUAAAUUCGAUUGCAAGUUUUAGGCAACGUGCCACAGGAUUUUUAAAAUAAGAUAUGGUUAAAAUAUAAAUGAUUUCAGACUUGAGAAGAUAGAAUUUGACUUAUAUUUCUAGGAAGGCUCGGCAUGAUAUAUUAGGCCUAUUUUCAUCAAUAUAAACAUUGUAAUAUGUGCAUUCUUUUAUUCAGCAGAAAUGAG
Messenger RNA from Lytechinus variegatus (green sea urchin), 5323 nucleotides. RefSeq lists its product as uncharacterized. Gene Ontology annotation, biological process: G protein-coupled receptor signaling pathway, coupled to cyclic nucleotide second messenger; chemical synaptic transmission. Gene Ontology annotation, molecular function: neurotransmitter receptor activity; G protein-coupled serotonin receptor activity. The record is from RefSeq and is a predicted model, not a curated record. The coding region runs from base 1073 to 3379 and encodes 768 amino acids. Lineage: Eukaryota; Metazoa; Echinodermata; Echinoidea; Temnopleuroida; Toxopneustidae. The transcript has 2 exons. Gene Ontology annotation, cellular component: dendrite; membrane.